GUGGACACGCCUGUGCUUGUGCUGGAACAAGAGCCACAGAGGCGUAAUCACACAAGGGAGACUCUCUCUCUCUCUCUCUCUCCACCUCUCUCUGCACAAUCUGAGAAAAGAGACUUAACGCUGCCGUCAAGCACACCCCAAGUGUUUAACUCCAAAAAGUCAAGAUGCCAGAAACAGCAGAGGUUGUGUCAGCCACCCUCACCACCAACAGAAACUGCACCAUAGAAAUAAUCAAUGUCAGCGGUAGCUACUGUCUCAUCAACCCCAAGGUUUACAUGACGAGUGGCUUCUGUCACCACCCGCCACAGCCUACAGUCCGCACCACCAAGACCGAAGUGUGCUCCUUCACCAAGGACGACAACACCGCCACGGGCGCUGUCGGCCUGCUGACCUAUGACCUGUUCCAUAUGCAGAGCCGGGUUUGCUCCGAGCGCAUGGCCAUCAUGUUCUCCGUGCCCUUUGACCACAACCUGUACAAGAACCGGCUGGCCGUGGGCGUGGUUGAGCAUUCCCGUGCUUGUGACAAACAUCUGUACGACCAGAUGUAUGAUGGGAAAGACCUCAGUAGCUUCACCCGCUCUGAGGCAAAUGGCUGUGGGCUGGAAUAUAAAGCGAAAUCUGUUGAUUUGAGGGCUACAAUGUCAUCUAUUGGCAAAGCCAUCGUUAAAGUGGAGCUCUAUGAUAAAAUGGGUCGUUAGCGUGAACGACUGUGCUGUUAUUCUGCUUUUAUUUGUACUUUGGCGCUUUUGUACCCACAGAAUAAAUAAACUUCAUUUGAUUUGACUACUGUUGCGUGUUGUCAUCCAGAGGAGAGGAAGACGGAUUUGGCUGUCAUCUCUACUUUGUCUCCGCCGAAAGAUAUCAAUAUCUGACAGCCAGCUCAUUGAUUCUCCAUUAGCUUAUUCCUUGGGCUUAUGUACAUUGUACACACCCUUCUCUUUGAUUGUGAUAAUAAAACAUUCAAACCUA
Messenger RNA from Seriola aureovittata, 969 nucleotides. RefSeq lists its product as uncharacterized. The record is from RefSeq and is a predicted model, not a curated record. Gene Ontology annotation, cellular component: pore complex. Lineage: Eukaryota; Metazoa; Chordata; Actinopteri; Carangiformes; Carangidae. Gene Ontology annotation, molecular function: channel activity. The transcript is spliced from 3 exons. The coding region runs from base 165 to 698 and encodes 177 amino acids. Gene Ontology annotation, biological process: cytolysis in another organism; monoatomic cation transport; pore complex assembly.